Athalia rosae (coleseed sawfly) is the source of this 879-nucleotide messenger RNA. RefSeq lists its product as uncharacterized. The transcript has a single exon. The coding region runs from base 1 to 879 and encodes 292 amino acids. Lineage: Eukaryota; Metazoa; Arthropoda; Insecta; Hymenoptera; Athaliidae. The record is from RefSeq and is a predicted model, not a curated record.
AUGUCUGCCCAGUACCUGUUGGCGUUCGAGACCCACAUGGGUGCCCUCAACUCCAUGGUCACUGAAGUCGGAAACGGCGAGUACAACCUGAUCCAGCCAAUUGAGUGCGAGGUCAAACUCGAAAUGCUCGAGUCUACUUGGAGCAAAAUUGCCGACGCCAAUGACAAAUUGAGCAGUUGCAAAGAUAUUGACAUCACCCAUAACUAUUACAAAGAAGGUCGCUAUACCAAGGCAGUCAACCGCUACGUCUCGGUGAAAACCGCGCUGAAGCGCCGCAUCGCCGAGAUGGAACCUCGUCAGGUUCCUCUUUCGCCUCUCAAUCGAACCGGAAAUGAUGGUUCAGCAUUUCGUCCACAGUUGCCAACCAUCCAACCUCCAAAAUUCAAUGGAGAGCUUCUUGAGUGGCAAUCUUUUGAAAAUAAGUUCAUAUCCGCUGUCAACAAGGAAGGUGUCAACGAGAUUGACAAGAUGCACUAUCUUCUCCAAAGCCUGCAAGGCACUGCUUAUUCUCUUAUUGGUAACGUGGAGAUAACAGACACUGCAUUUGCCACCGCCUGGCAAACUCUGACCACUAGGUAUAAAAACAAGCGAGUACUGAUCACGGCUCAACUGAACAAACUGUUUAGCAUACCUAAAAUGGCGUCGCGAGCCGCCAAAGAGGUCAACCACAUCAUCAACACUACGUCUGAGGUUCUCAACGCCCUGAACGCUCUUGGAUCGCCAGUCGAUCAAUGGGAUCACAUUAUUGUGCACUACAUCACCCAUAAGCUAGAUCCUCAGACUCGAAAGGACUGGGAAAUCACGCUUGGAGCUGCCACAGAUUUUCCAACCUAUGAGCGCCUCAAAAGCUUCUUGCUUGCCCGUGCAACGAGCUCUUGA